ACAGAGCUUAGUCCAGCUCAAGAAAUAGAGGAAAAGAGGCUUCAAGUAAUUCCUAGCGCAAAAACAGUUCUAUGAUAUGAUACCUUAAAAAAUAGAUCCUUAUAAUAGACUUCAGGGUUUUUACCGUUGUAACAAAUCGUUUACUUGUAAGGGCUCUAUCAGCUACUACAAUUAAUAGAGUAAAUUGCAUUUUCCCAACCCAAAGAUUGACUUAAAAUAUAUGUUCUCAAAUUUCAGUUAUAUUUGCUUUCUCGCGCCCACCACGAGCAAACAGAGAAGAAAUUCCAAUUUUAGCCCUAGCUUUCUCAGAGUGAGGUUAUUUUAGUCAUAGUACUGUAUAAUUAGAUAGGUGGUGGGAAAUCGUGAGCCGUAUGGUUUAGGUUCGUAAAGAGGUCACCUUUUUAAUCUCUUAGCCGUCAAAAACCCUAGUUGGUUAAACCCUCAGUGUGCCAUGCCUGGCAAGCUGUUCUUGAGGAAAUUUUCGGAUCCUUUUGGCAUGUACAACGUUGCUGCCGUAUACAGUACUAAUCUUAUAAAAACAAAAAUAAAUAAGUAAACAGAUUCAAGCGCCUACAUUAUUUAAUUGAUAGAAUAAUUUGUUACGAUUAGUUAAUAAUUGUUGAGGUUUUGGAAUGGUUUCCGAUGGAGCCAAGCUGUCUCAAGGGUCAUCGAUUCCACCUAGGAAAAUCAAUGUACAGAAAUUUGCUGAGGCUCGAGCUCCUGAGUUGGAUAGUCUUCACUCAAUUGUGGCAAAUAGACUGAAUAACAAUUUUCGUUCUCGUCGAAACAAGAGAAGAAGAACUACUGCCCAUGACAAUCAAGGCACAAAGAGGAGGUCUAGGAAGAGGCGCAAAUUAGUAGUAGUUGAUAAAAGUAAUGCCUCUGAUUUAGAAAAAGAUCAUAAGAAAAUUUCGCGUCGCAUUCGUAGGAGAAUAGAGCUUAAAAAGAAUCCCGAAAGUGGGUUUUCUACUUCUGGUGAUGGGACGAAGAGGCUAAGAACUCAUGUUUGGCAUGCUAAGCGGUUUACCAUGAAAAAGUUGUGGGGGUAUUACCUUCCUCUAGGUUUGCAGGGAAGAGGAAGGGGUUCUAGGGCUUUGUUGAAGUGGUUCAAAGAAGGAGUUGUUGUACAUGAUGCAAGCUAUUACAUUGCUGUACAAUUGGAGGGUCCAGAGGAUUCAUUAAUGUCAAUACUACAGAUGGUACUAGUGCCUUCCCUGUUAUCUGAAUCUGAAGAUGUUUCCCGUUCUGUUCUGUCUGGUGUUACCUAUGGAAGUGCUAUGCUACAUCAUGUUGGAGCUCCGUUUUCUCAGCCUAUUGCUCCUGUGACCUAUAUGUGGAAACCUUUUCAUGGAUGGGAUGGAGAAGAUUAUGCUAAUUGUGAUGCUGCUGUUGGAAGUAAUGCUAUCGAGUGUCAUUCAUGCUUUCGCCAGAUUUGGUUGUGGAUACAUGCUUCGGCUUUUAAUGAGGGAUAUGAUGCUCUAAGAUUAGCUUCUCAGAAGCAGAUGAACGAGACUGGUGCCUUGCUCAAUUGUUUUUCACUUGAGGGUCAACUUGGAAAACUAGAAGUAACUGGAUCAAAGGCAUUUCAACUUCUUCAAAAGACAUUGGAUCCUGUUUCUGGUUUUCCAAAAACUUCUUGGCAAUUGCAGAGAUGCUCACUUUCCAAGGCUGAUGAUGUUUCUCAGGAUAAAGAGUUUUCUCUAAUUGAAAAUGAUGAACAUAUUUCUUCUUGUGCAAUUUUGUCUCUUAUUGUCAAGGAUCCUCGUCCAUUCCCACAUGAAAGUCUUUCAGAAAUUUCAAACAUGAGUAAAGAUUUGAUCUCUGACUCAUGCUCAAAAUUUGACGAAAAAAGAUUUUUCAACGACAAAAGUAUUUGGGAUAUUACUAGUAGGAUGAGCCUUCCCAUGGAAGAAAGUGUUCUUUGUAUGGAAAAACAUCAGCAGCAUAUGGCCUUUCUUCACCUUGAUGAUCCAAAAUCAGUGACAUGGAAGGCUUCUAACAAGGCACAGUGUUCGAGAACUUGCCCUAUUCUGCUUCUGAAAAAUAAAAACCAAAAAGGAUCACCAGAGGGAUGGUCUGUUCUACUCCCCUUAAGUUGGGUCAGAGUAUUCUGGAAUUCUAUUGUUUCCAAGGGAGCUCAUGCAAUAGGUCUAAGGGAGAAGCACUGGAUUGCCUGUAAUGCUGGGCUGCCAUAUUUUCCUUCGGAUUUUCCUGAUUGUAAUUCAUACGCUUCCUUUAUGGUAACUGAAGCUGCUGCAUCUGACCAAAAAGCAGAAUUACGUCCUGCUUCAGUUAGACCUUUUAAAGUUCCCAUUCCACCCCCAUGGAAUAGUGUUUGCAAUUCUUUAAACAAAGCAGCAAUUGGAGAGCAAGAUGCUAAAUUUUCAUGUGGGGAUGUCAUUGUUGGUGACAAUUCUUUGUUAGAGACAACAUGCUCUAGAAUUAAUAUGACUUCAUUUGUCAGUCAAGAUAGUUCAUUUGAUAAAAUUGUAGCACGGACAUCAGGUGCACUGACUUUUUUUAUGAAUCAAAUCCAUGGUGAACAUUUGCCUUUGUUUCCUCAACUUUCAAAUCUGAGGACGAGUUUUAUGAAGUUAAUGAGAAGCGAAAGCAAGCUUGGCCUGGACCAAAAUGGUAUUGCCAAAAUUAAUUACAACCACAAAUUAUGUUUCCUUAGAGUUCUUCUCCAUGCUUACAAGGAGGGUGUUUUUGAAGAGGGAGCAGUUGUAUGUGCCCCUUCUCUAACCGAUAUUUCAUUGUGGACUUCAAGUUCUGGAAGUAAUGAGAUUGGACUUCAAAUGCCUGAGUCUUCAGUGAGAUCAUAUUUCAAAGAACUAUCUUCUAGUAAGUGGGAACUCCAAUUACCAGAGGACCCUACUAGUAGACAAUCGAUGCGGUGGCCAAUUGGUUUUGUAACAACUGGAUUUGUUCGAGGGAGCAAGAAGCCAGUGGCUACAGCUUUCUGUGAGGCAGUUUUACUAGCUCGUCUUAGAGAGGAGCAAUGGAAUGAGAUGCCAGUGAAACGGAGGAGAAAAGAGAUAUAUGUGCUUGUUAGAAAUCUAAGAUCUUCAGCUUACCGACUAGCUCUCGCGACCAUUGUCCUUGAACAACAGGAAGAGGAUGUGAAUUUUAUGUGAAGGCUGCCCACUUGUAUAUUUUUGGAUAUGGAAUGGGAUACGCAUAGUGAUGAUUUAUUUAUUAUAUUGAUCUAGAAAGUAUGUUUUAUAGUUCCCUACCAAAUGCUGGUGCUCAAAGAGAAAUUUUAUAUGGUACUAUCUUGAUUCUUUUCCUUUGAGCCAUAAAUUAAUGCAUCAGUGUGAAGUUGGACAAGAUGUGACCAAAAUUCAUUUUAUUUAUUUAUUUGGUUCUUCAAA
This is a messenger RNA of Mangifera indica (mango), 3374 nucleotides long. RefSeq names its product ribonucleases P/MRP protein subunit POP1. The record is from RefSeq and is a predicted model, not a curated record. NCBI's taxonomy places the organism in Eukaryota, Viridiplantae, Streptophyta, Magnoliopsida, Sapindales, Anacardiaceae. The transcript is spliced from 11 exons. Gene Ontology annotation, cellular component: nucleolar ribonuclease P complex; ribonuclease MRP complex. Bases 633 to 3137 code for a protein of 834 amino acids. Gene Ontology annotation, biological process: tRNA 5'-leader removal.